UGAAUCAAAUGGAAGAGCUCAAGGUGUUUGUCUCCAAACGGCUCCAGGCUGCUGCCUCUGAAAUACUCGGUGCUAUAGAAAAAACCAUAACGGGUUACGAGGAGCAGGCGAGCCGCCUGAAGGAGGAAAACGAUCGUAACUGCUCACUGUUGGACAUUAUCAUCAAAUCCAACUUAGCCCACACUCCAGCAACAUCAUUAAGAGACCAACAUCUCCCUCCCCCUCCUGCUCCUGCCGCCCCUGCUGCUGUCCCCCCACAUCCACUAGACUCAAGAUUUAAAGUGAAAGACACAGAAGGUCUCUUCACAGCGCCUAGUGACUUGCAGUGUGUCUUCACCUCACGCGACGACUUCUUUAAGAACGCAGCCAAAGGGAACAAUGGGAACUGUCCCUACUGCCUCAAGAGAACGCAGGCCAAUGAGACGCAUUUGAAGAAAAGGCAUUAUUCCCACGCUGUUCAUUUUAUCGAGGGCGGCAUCAAAAAGUUUGUUGUUCCCUGUAUGUGCAAAGAGAUAGUCCAAGGCAGAAGUCACUGGCACUGCCCCUACUGCCAUAAGAUCCUUUAUCGGAAAUGUAAUUUUGAGGCGCACUUGUUAAAACUUCAUGGAUAUUCAAUACAGCAGCACAGCCAAGAUGCAGAAACCAGUCAGCCCCCUGUCUCUGCCUCUGAGGAAGAAGUGCCCCCUAGCCUGGAACAGCCCUCGAUGCUGCUUCAAGUUAAAGAAGAAGCUGAGCAAGUGAGCUGUACAGAGGCACAGUGCUCAGAACAUCUGCAGAUCAAAGACGAGGUGAUGCAGAAAGGUAGCGAUCACAUGGGAGAACAAAGUCAAGAGCCAAGAGCCCAGGACUCUAUGUUCGUCAUUACCUAUGUGGACAGUUGUAUUGGAGACAUCAGUGAAAGCAGCAAGAGAUACUCUCUUUUUACGCAUUCAACUCAGGCCAUGGAAGCUCAGCGCGACUGUGGAGUUAGUGGAACAUUAGCACCGGCUUGGGAAACUCUUCAUGGUACUGGAAGCAGUGCGGUUACCGAGGACGAAAGCUGCAGCAAGUCUGAGGAGUCAAAGGAGACCCAAACACUUUACUCAAGUUCAAAUACACUGAAUGCAAAGAGGAAACAGUGUGUGAAAAGCUCUUCACCCCAUAUGACUUUAAACAAAAAGAGGGCAAGACAGAUAACCAAUCAGAACUCCACACUUUCUUACUCCUGUAAGGCCUGUGGAAAGAUUUUCCAUUACAUGUACACACUGAGAACACAUGCGCAAACACACACAAAGGACAAAAGCCGUGUUUGUGGAAUCUGUGGGAAACAUUUACAGUCUACAGAGAGUUUAGUUCAACACCUGCAAAGCCACACCAAGAGUAACAAGUGUGGUACUUGUGGCAAACAGUUUUCCAGUAAUUCCCGUCUAAAACGACACAGGAUGUUUCACAGACCAAAGGGUGUGAAUGUCAUGUCAUCAGCUUGAAUACUGUAGCUAAAUGUAAUUCUGUUAAUGCAUGAAAACCUGCUGUGUCUUCUUAUAUGAACCAGUACAAUGAAAUCUAGUGACUGGGAAACAUCCAGUGUGAUAGGAACAAUGGCAAGGAGCCGUUUUUUUUUUUUUUACACGGGGCAGUACAUGGGGCCCUGCGACAGGCUGGCGACCUGUCCGAGGUGUACCCUGCCUCUUGCCCCAUGGCAGCUAUAAUAGGCUGCCAGUAAAUCUUUACUGUAUCUUUAGUGACUUAAAAAAAAAUAAUAAUUUGGUGCUUGAAUUUAUUUUGAAUUUUCUCUAAUCCACACAGGGUCAAAAGUACACAUACGCUCAAAUCUUUUAAGUAGUACUGAAGGUUCUGCAAUGUCUUUUAACCUGACAAAGCCAAGGAGUAUUCACUUCUCCUUAGUGGUGAUUGACUACAACUGGUAGUUUCUCUUUGACAGUACUCAUUUGAUUGACCAAUACUCAGAACAAUAGGGAAAACCCAAGGAACUCAGUACAGAUUUACACAAGUUGGGAAGGUCUCUUGGAGUCAUUUUGAAACAACUGCAGAUUCCAGGGUCAUCAUUUCAAACAACUGUAUGUAAGUACAAGUUAUUUGCCAAGGUCUGGGAGAAGACCCAAACUUUCACCCUCAGAUGAGAAAAAGUUGGUUAGGAUAUUCAGGAACCACCAAGGCUCAAGCCUGCAAUGAACUGGAAACUGCUGGAACACAAGUGUUGCUGUCCGCAGUGAAGUGAGUUCAGCAUUGCCAUGGACCGAAAGGGUGCUAACCAAGACGCAAGCACCUGCUCCAAAAUUGACACCUUCAAGCUUGACUGAAAUUUGUAGAAACCAACUCAUUUAAAUGAAUUCUCCUAAGAAGAGUGGUCAAGUAUCCAGCCAUAAUUAUGCCAGAAGCUUGUUGAUGGCUACCAAAAACAUUUGGUCAAGGUGCAACUUGCUAAGAGAUAUUUAACCAAAUAUUAGUGGGGAUGUACACUUUUGACCCCAAAUAAAUUCAAACUUGUGCACUCAGUUCUCGUUAAAGCUGUAUGCUGUAGAAUCAUUCCACCCUGGAAAACGAACAGUUCAAAGAAAUCAUUAAAAAAUAUUAUAUUAAAAUUAAAAAUUGUGCUACUUUCCAAAUACAUGUGGACCGAAUUCUAGGUUUUUAGAUAAAAUUUUUUUUUUUUUACCUCAUAUCUCUUUAUGUAUAGUUGCUUCAUACCUUAACACUAUGAAGCUGAGCUGAG
Messenger RNA from Archocentrus centrarchus (flier cichlid), 2713 nucleotides. RefSeq names its product zinc finger protein 850-like. Gene Ontology annotation, biological process: regulation of gene expression. The transcript is spliced from 7 exons. NCBI's taxonomy places the organism in Eukaryota, Metazoa, Chordata, Actinopteri, Cichliformes, Cichlidae. The coding region runs from base 9 to 1466 and encodes 485 amino acids. Gene Ontology annotation, cellular component: nucleus. The record is from RefSeq and is a predicted model, not a curated record.